Molecule: messenger RNA, 1781 nt
Organism: Cygnus olor (mute swan)
Lineage: Eukaryota; Metazoa; Chordata; Aves; Anseriformes; Anatidae
Gene: DMRT1
Product: doublesex and mab-3 related transcription factor 1
Exons: 5
Coding region: 86-1075 (329 amino acids)
Biological process (GO): regulation of transcription by RNA polymerase II; sex differentiation
Cellular component (GO): nucleus
Molecular function (GO): RNA polymerase II cis-regulatory region sequence-specific DNA binding; DNA-binding transcription factor activity, RNA polymerase II-specific
Source: RefSeq, a predicted model, not a curated record
AGCGCCAGGGGUGGCGGGGCGGGACGGGACGGGACGGGACGGCACCGAGGGCACGGGACGGGACGGGGCGCUCACCCCCGCCGCCAUGCCCAAUGACUCCCCGGCCUUCGACAAGCCCCCGCAGGCCCCCGGCCCCGCGGACAAGGCGGGCGGCUUCGCCAAGGCGGCGGCCCAAAUGGCGGCCGCCCCGGCACCGGGGGUCGCGGCCGCCUCCGCCGCCUCCUCCGCGGCGGGGAAGAAGCUGCCGCGGCUGCCCAAGUGCGCCCGCUGCCGCAACCACGGCUACUCGUCGCCGCUGAAGGGGCACAAGCGGUUCUGCAUGUGGCGGGACUGCCAGUGCAAGAAGUGCAGCCUGAUCGCCGAGCGGCAGCGGGUCAUGGCAGCGCAGGUUGCACUGAGAAGGCAGCAAGCUCAGGAAGAGGAACUGGGAAUCAGCCACCCAGUACCCCUGCCCAGUGUCCCAGAGCAGUUCAUUAAGAAGAAUGGUGGUGGGAGCUCUUGUCUCUUGUUGGAAAGCAGCAACCCUACACACUCCAUGAGUACAGCAACAACAGCAACUAGCACGCCAUCAGAGGGACGGAUGCUCAUUCAGGACAUCCCUUCCAUCUCCAGCAGAGGGCACUUGGAGAGCACGUCUGAUUUGGUUGUGGACUCCACCUACUACACCAGUUUUUACCAGCCAUCCCUGUAUCCUUACUAUAACAACCUAUACAACUACUCCCAGUACCAAAUGGCAGUGGCUGGUGAGCCUUCCUCAAGUGAGACAGGGGGUGCAAUUGUAGGGCCGGCCAUGAAAAACAGCCUUCGAAGCCUCCCAGCAACAUACAUGCCAAGCCAGUCAGGAAAACAAUGGCAGACGAAGGGGAUGGAGAACCGCCAUGCCAUGAGCUCCCAGUACAGGAUGUGCUCCUACCACCCACCCGCUUCUUACCUGGGCCAGGGGGUCGGCACUCCGGUGUGCGUCCCGCAGAUCCUGACCUCGGAGGACGUCCCCUCGUACUCAGAGUCAAAAGUGAGAGCAGGUAGAGUACAGAUAUUAGAAUGUCUCUGCUGGAGCAGACCAAACCCUAUUUAGCUGCUUUCCUGUCCCUGGAACAGGCCAGUAACGGGUAACAGAGAAACAGAGAAACAGUGGGGUGUUCCUACUUCAUAUGUCCACAAUUCCCGUGGUGCUACAGCAUUUGAAGCUUCUGAACUAUCAUAUUCAGUUACCUGCAGCAGACCUGCAUUCCAUGAACUGAGCUAAUCCUUCCAGACGCUCUUCAUGCUUUUCAUCUGUCUGUAGCAAAGAACUUGGCAGUUUAAUUUGGUAUGGUUGGGAAGUAUUUCAUUUUGUUUAUUUUACACCUGACAAUUCUUUAUGCUGUUUAUUCUGUGUGUGGAGUGACAGCACUGACAACAGCAUCCAGCCUCAUUUGCUUCUCUGAUGCACAUGUACAUUGAAGUGAAUCUUCUAUGUUGGCACACAUGUGCUGAGCCUUUUUUUUUCCAUCUGAUGAAAAGAUGCAUGUUAUGCAGGUCCCAUAUCUGUUUUCAGUCAUGGCUUUUUUGUUGCUGAUGUCCUGGUGUCUGUUUCAUUUGUUUUGUGGUGAAAAACAUGAUUGUGGUUAAGUUACUUUAAGGACUGAGAUGAAGCUUUGGAAGGUGAAAUACGUUUAAGUCAUAUCUAUGGCUGGUGUAAAUCAGCAUUGAGCCUUGAAUUCAGUAACUCCACAAUGAUUUAUACUGAAGAGGAGGCUGCUGUUUCACAGUGGCUGUUUUCUAAAAGUCUUCCAACUAAA